GUCGGCCACACUUGUCAGAUGCCGUCCAAUAUGCCAUGCGAGGAUACAUGGUCGGCUGGCGCCUACACUCUCUUCAAUGAUCCAAAGCGCGAUUGGUGCGAAUGGGCCAUCUUCGACGGGCAUGCUGGGCCCAGAACUGCGCAGAUGCUGAAACAAGCCCUCCCGAACGUGGUCGGACAAGACCUAUGGGAUGCCAAGUGCAUGGACCAGUCCUAUGUUCCAAAUGAUUGGCACACUGUUAGCACAAUCAAGAAGUCCUUCCUACAGCUUGACAAAGACAUCCUCGACGAAGCCGCCAAGCGCAUACAGUCCGGCGGCCCUUUAGCCGAAGUGGUAUCUGCUGGAGCUGCAGCCUUCUCAGGAUCGUGCGCUCUACUUGCCCUCUAUGAUCCCGCACGAGACAUUCUGCGCGUGGCAAAUGUCGGCGAUUCUAGAGCAGUCCUCGGAACUUGGGACAACGCCGCCCAGAAGUACGUAGCGAAACCUAUGUCCAUUGACCAAACCGGCUUCAACCAAGAUGAGGUCACGCGCUUGAAGAAGAACCACCCCGGCGAAGAUGAUGUCGUCGAUCCGUCCAGUGGUCGUGUACACGGAAUUGCAAUCUCCAGAGCAUUUGGCGAUGCCAGAUGGAAAUGGGCGACUGACCUCACUCAGCUUGCCCACGACCGCUUCUUUGGGCCCAAGCCGAGACCUAAGGGCAUGAUCAAGACACCGCCAUACUUGACUGCUGAGCCAGAGGUCAUGGAGACUAAGGUCAAUACAGGCAAUCGAGCUGACUUCCUGAUUAUGGCCAGCGAUGGUCUUUGGGAUCAAUUGUCCUCGGAGGAUGCUGUUGCUUGCGUGCAGAUGUGGCUCGACAAGAACAAACCUGAAGCAUUCAUCGCCGAAGAACUUGGCCAGAAUGAUUCGUGGAGGGACUACCUCCGGAAAUCCAAUCGCCCACCGACCUAUACCAGUGCCAAAGAUCUCGCUGAUGAUGACACCUACUUCGAUGAAGAUGAGAAGUGCUUGAAGUGGCGUGUCAAGCAAAAGCACUUCGUUGUUGAAGACGAGCAUUGCGGUGUUCAUCUGGUCAAGAAUGCUUUGGGUGGAAAGCGAAGAGACUUGUUCACUGGUGUGAUGAGUGUCCAGCCGCCAUACAGCCGGAAUGUGCGAGACGAUAUCACCGUCCACGUCAUAUUCUUUGGAAUCGACACGGAGCCUCUCAUGAAAGCUGCGAACAAGAAAUGA
This is a messenger RNA of Pseudocercospora fijiensis CIRAD86, 1230 nucleotides long. RefSeq lists its product as uncharacterized. Lineage: Eukaryota; Fungi; Ascomycota; Dothideomycetes; Mycosphaerellales; Mycosphaerellaceae. The record is from RefSeq and is a predicted model, not a curated record. The transcript has a single exon. The annotation marks the transcript as partial. Gene Ontology annotation, molecular function: protein serine/threonine phosphatase activity. Gene Ontology annotation, biological process: protein dephosphorylation.